UCUCUACAAUCUUCUUUGCAAACUGCACUUGCGGGGUUUCUCUCUCUCUCUCUCUCUCUCUCUCUGCGCGCGUGUUAACCAUACAUAUAUAUACAACAUACACACACAUAUAUAUAUCUGAGCUAGCUAGCUAGCUGGCCAACCCCACCUCUCUUUCAUUCUUAGCUAUAUAACCAAACUCUACAAUAAGGUUUCUGCAGCUUCUUCUUUGUAAACUGCAAACUGCACGUUCUUACUGAGAAGAUAUAUAUAUACCUUGAUAUAUAAUUAAUAAGAAAGAGAUAUUGAAGAAUGUGGAAGCUUAAGGUUGCAGAUGGAGGGAAUGACCCUUACAUCUACAGCACAAACGACUUUGUGGGGAGGCAGAUAUUUGAGUUUGAUCCCGAGGCAGGAACUCCCGAAGAGCGAGCUGAGGUGGAAGAAGCUCGUCUUAAUUUUUACAAUAAUCGCUAUGAGGUCAAGCCUAGCAGUGACCUCCUAUGGCGUAUGCAGUUCCUAAAAGAGAAGAACUUCAAGCAGACAAUUCCCCCAGUAAAGGUUGAGGAUGGCGAGGAAAUCACAUAUGAAAAGGCAACAGCCUCACUGAGAAGAUCUGUUAACUUCUUUUCAGCCUUGCAGGCAAGUGAUGGCCAUUGGCCUGCUGAAAAUGCUGGCCCAUUGUUCUUCCUUCCUCCUUUGGUCAUGUGUGCAUACAUUACAGGGCAUCUUAAUACUGUAUUCCCAGCAGAGCAUCGAAAAGAAAUUAUGCGUUACAUAUACUAUCAUCAGAAUGAAGAUGGUGGUUGGGGAUUACAUAUUGAAGGCCACAGCACCAUGUUCUGCACAGCUCUGAGCUACAUUUGUAUGCGCAUUCUUGGAGAAGGACCUGAUGGAGGCCAAGACAAUGCUUGUGCAAGAGCGAGGAAAUGGAUUCUUGACCAUGGUAGUGUUACACACAUUCCCUCUUGGGGAAAGACUUGGCUUUCGAUACUUGGUGUUUUUGAGUGGUCUGGUAGCAACCCAAUGCCCCCAGAGUUUUGGGUUCUGCCUUCAUUUCUUCCUAUGCAUCCAGCAAAAAUGUGGUGCUAUUGUAGGAUGGUUUACAUGCCUAUGUCAUAUUUAUAUGGGAAAAGGUUUGUUGGUCCAAUCACACCUCUCAUUCUGCAGUUAAGGGAAGAACUUUAUGCUCAACCUUACAAUGAAAUUAAUUGGAAGGGAGUUCGCCAUCACUGCGCGAAAGAGGAUAUCUACUACCCUCACCCUUGGAUACAGGACAUCAUGUGGGAUAGUCUCUACAUAUGUACAGAGCCUCUUCUUAAUCGCUGGCCGUUUAACAAGUUGAUCAGAGAAAAAGCUCUUCAAGUAACAAUGAAGCAUAUUCAUUAUGAAGAUGAAAACAGCAGAUAUAUUACCAUUGGGUGUGUGGAAAAGGUGUUAUGUAUGCUUGCUUGUUGGGCUGAAGAUCCAAAUGGAGACUAUUUUAAGAAGCAUCUUGCUAGGAUCCCAGAUUAUUUAUGGGUUGCUGAAGAUGGGAUGAAGAUGCAGAGUUUUGGUAGUCAAGAGUGGGAUACUGGGUUUGCAAUUCAAGCUUUGCUUGCUAGCAAUCUCACUGAUGAAAUUGGACCUACGCUCGCUAGAGGACAUGAUUUCAUCAAGAAAUCUCAGGUCAAGGACAAUCCAUCUGGUGACUUCAAAAGCAUGUACCGCCAUAUUUCCAAGGGAUCAUGGACUUUCUCUGAUCAAGACCAUGGAUGGCAAGUUUCUGAUUGCACUGCAGAGGGUUUAAAGUGUUGCCUAUUGUUCUCGGUGAUGCGACCGGAUAUAGUUGGUGAAAAAAUGGAACCUGAGCGAUUAUAUGAUUCUAUCAAUGUCCUACUUUCCCUACAGAGUAAAAAUGGUGGUUUGGCAGCCUGGGAACCAGCAGGAGCUGCAGAUUGGUUAGAAAUGUUAAAUCCCACUGAAUUCUUCGAGGACAUUGUGGUUGAGCAUGAAUAUGUUGAAUGCACUUCAUCUGCAAUUCAGGCUUUGGUUCUGUUUAAGAAGUUGUACCCUGGGCACAGAAAGAGAGAGAUUGAUCAUUUCAUUACCAAUGCUACGCAGUACCUUGAAAGUAUACAAAUGCCAGAUGGUUCAUGGUAUGGAAAUUGGGGAGUUUGCUUCACGUAUGGUUCCUGGUUUGCCCUUGGAGGGUUAGCAGCUGCCGGCAAGACUUUCAAUAAUUGUUUAGCCAUGCGCAAGGGGGUUAACUUUCUACUCAAAACACAGAGAGAGAAUGGUGGUUGGGGAGAGAGCUACCUUUCAUGUCCCAAAAAGGAGUACGUUCCGCUUGAAGGAAACCGAUCAAAUUUAGUACACACUGCAUGGGCUAUGAUGGGUCUGAUUCAUGCUGGACAGGCACACAGAGACCCUGCACCUCUUCAUCGCGCGGUGAAGUUGAUUAUCAAUUCUCAAAUGGAAAAUGGGGAUUUUCCCCAACAGGAAAUCACAGGAGUGUUCAUGAAGAACUGCACGCUACAUUAUGCAGCUUACAGAAAUAUCUACCCUCUGUGGGCUCUUGCAGAGUACCGCAAGUGGGUCCCAUUGCCUUCCAAAGCCUAAAUACUGUAUUGUGCAGCUCAUCCAACUUGAAGGAUGCAACAUAUAUAUAAGAGCCAAUUGUGGAAAUUCAUUUUUAUGAGGCUCAGCUUGA
Messenger RNA from Prunus avium (sweet cherry), 2668 nucleotides. The record is from RefSeq and is a predicted model, not a curated record. Lineage: Eukaryota; Viridiplantae; Streptophyta; Magnoliopsida; Rosales; Rosaceae.